AUGAACGCUACUAGUCGUUUUCCUUUUGCCAGUGAAACCAUCUCCACCAACAAUGUCAACUCGGGCCUGCGGCCCUAUGACAUGUUAGCACCGGGAACUUUUUCUUCGGGUCUAGGAAUCAAGACCAUUGACCAUUCUAACAGUCGGAAUAAUUCCACUUCUUCUACUACUUCUUCCCCCUGGUUUACUCAAAACAACGUUGUGGCCCAACCGGUGCCCCAGAUGCCCCAGCAACAACAACAACAACAACAACAACAACAACCGCCAGCCCAGCAGCAGUUUCGCCCCCAGCAGGGAGCUACUGCAAUGCAGUGGGUUGGCCCGUCUGAAAAUAGUAGCCCUAAAUCAUUGACAGACUCGAGUUCUGUGUAUGAUCUGUCUCAAAAGCUGGAGGAAAAAGAGGCAACCGUUCGUGAGCUGAAGUUGCAGGUCGAGGCACUCAUGACGGCCAUUGCGCUGGGGAAAACCUCGGAAGUUGGUUCUAUGGACGGUGCCGAGCUUGUCCAUCGGAUGCUCACUCGGCUCAAGAGCCUGCGAAGUGAGAAUGAAAGACUUAUGGCUCUUGCUUCGCAUAACCAUGCUGCUCGCUUGGAGAUUGAGCUUGAUCUCCUCAAGCAGGAAAACUCAGCUCUCCGGAAGCAGCUGUCGCAUUAA
Wickerhamiella sorbophila is the source of this 654-nucleotide messenger RNA. RefSeq names its product Protein MUM2. NCBI's taxonomy places the organism in Eukaryota, Fungi, Ascomycota, Dipodascomycetes, Dipodascales, Trichomonascaceae. The record is from RefSeq and is a predicted model, not a curated record. The transcript has a single exon. The coding region runs from base 1 to 654 and encodes 217 amino acids.